Dioscorea cayenensis subsp. rotundata (Guinea yam) is the source of this 1379-nucleotide messenger RNA. RefSeq names its product trihelix transcription factor ASIL2-like. Gene Ontology annotation, molecular function: transcription cis-regulatory region binding. The record is from RefSeq and is a predicted model, not a curated record. NCBI's taxonomy places the organism in Eukaryota, Viridiplantae, Streptophyta, Magnoliopsida, Dioscoreales, Dioscoreaceae. Gene Ontology annotation, cellular component: nucleus. The transcript is spliced from 2 exons. The coding region runs from base 317 to 1147 and encodes 276 amino acids.
UAAACAAAUCUACGCUAUGAAAAUAAUAAUGAUAAUAAAAAAUUAUUAUUAUAACUGUGGAGAUUGGAAUAUUCAGCGUUUCACAGUUCCGUUCGUCAACAAAAAAACGAACGGCGGCGAUGCGCCUGCCGACUUCCCGAUCCGACACUCCGCGCACGCAUGACGCCAUCACAUCGCCGCACACGCGCCAAUCCGGCGCUCCCUCUCUCCUUUACAAUCCCAUUCUUCUCUACCAUUACCCUUCGUGUUAGGGUUAGGGUUAGGGUUAGGCCUAGGAUUAGCGUUUCCAACUACCCCUUCUUCCUUCUCACACCUUAUGGCCGCCAUGGAUGAACGCCCCCGACCUCCCAACCCCGCCUUGCCCUACCGUGAAGACUGCUGGAGCGAAGACGCCACCGAAGCCCUCGUCGAAGCAUGGGGUACCCGCUACCUCGAACUCAAUCGCGGCAAUCUCCGCCAGAAGGAUUGGCAGGAAGUCGCCGAUGCUGUCAAUGGCCGGCCUGGCGCUUCCCGUCGUUCACACCGCACUGAUGUUCAAUGCAAGAACCGGAUCGAUACUCUUAAGAGGAAGUACAAGUCGGAGAAGGCCCGUGUUGCCUCCGGCGCCGUUGCUAGCCAAUGGCCCUUUUACUCCCGCCUUGAUGAUCUAAUCGGAUCCAUCACUCCCGCCAAGAGACCGGCUCCGUCGCCUUCGCUGCCUGUCGCCUUGCCCCUGCCGUGGCGUCCUACGAGUUCCCCACUGCCUGUUGCUGCUGCAACUGUGUCGAAACGCCCCGCCGUAGCGAUCCCCUUGGAUGAUUCGAUCUUUCAGAGAAGCUACAUGGCAGCGGCAGCGGCAGCGGCCAAGGAGGAGGUGGAGGAGGAGAUCGAGGAAGAGGAGUCUUCUAGAUCUUCGAGAUCUUGUAAGAGGAAAUUGGGGAGAGGGCUUACGAGGUGCAUUGGAGGGGGUAAUGGGAUUCAAGAGGUUGUCAGGGCUAUAGAAAUGUUUGGAGAGAUCUAUGAGAGAGUGGAGGAGGCAAAGCAUCAACAUUUGAUUGAGAUGGAGAAGCAAAGAAUGGAGUUCGCCAAGUGGUUGGAGGUACAGAGGAUGCAACUGUUUGCUGAUUGCCAGAUCCAGUUUGCUAAGGUCAAACGCCAUGGGAGCUGAUGCUGAUUGAUUAUGUGAUGAUCGGCCUACAAGGCAAUCCUCCAAAGAAAAUAUAGUUGUUGAAUUUUUACCACAUGGCUCCCACCCGUUUGAAUUCUACGUACAUUAUAUAUUGAUGUUGUGCUGCCUGUAUACAGCAAGGAUCUGGAUCUGUUACUUCAUUUGAAGUCUGUAUUGGGACAAAGAUUCUGUAAUGUCAAAGUUUUAUUGUUUAAAUGUUUUAUUUUCAUUU